This is a messenger RNA of Rubroshorea leprosula, 479 nucleotides long. The record is from the annotation of a GenBank genome assembly. Lineage: Eukaryota; Viridiplantae; Streptophyta; Magnoliopsida; Malvales; Dipterocarpaceae.
UGAUCUUGCAAUGUCCCAAGUUUUUCAAGUCCACCAAUUAGAGUAUCAGCAAUAAGUUUGUCUUCUAUAAAAGGUACUUGUGCAUCUUAUAGUACUUACAAUCAAUCAAAAUAUGGGGGUGGAAGGCCCUGAGCCAAAUGGAACUCUUAUGGAAAACAGGUCGGAUAAGGUUUUGCAUCCAAAUCAAAAACAAAAAGUGAAGAUCUACUGUGGCCAGAACUUUUAUCGCAAGGAUAAUAUUUCAGAAGGGAAAAGGGAAAGAUUGUGAAAGUGGGGGAUCCUGUUUCCAUCCAUAAUAAGGCAUCUUCUGCAGUCGAAGAAGCAGCUUGAAUGGCUAAAUUCAUUGAGAUUAAACCUGGACCAUCAAAUCCGUUGCCCAAAUAAUCAGGGUAGAAAUAUGAGUGCUUUGGUUUUACAUACGGUGUCAUCCCUUCAUGACUUGUAAGACAUUUAAGGCCCAAUUAACGAGAUAAACUUUU